Chlamydomonas reinhardtii is the source of this 2856-nucleotide messenger RNA. RefSeq lists its product as uncharacterized. The record is from RefSeq and is a predicted model, not a curated record. The transcript has 12 exons. Gene Ontology annotation, cellular component: signal recognition particle, endoplasmic reticulum targeting. Bases 226 to 2274 code for a protein of 682 amino acids. NCBI's taxonomy places the organism in Eukaryota, Viridiplantae, Chlorophyta, Chlorophyceae, Chlamydomonadales, Chlamydomonadaceae. Gene Ontology annotation, molecular function: endoplasmic reticulum signal sequence receptor activity; signal recognition particle binding; 7S RNA binding. Gene Ontology annotation, biological process: SRP-dependent cotranslational protein targeting to membrane.
AACAACUGCUUUCAGACACUGCACUGUUUACCGUCGGUUGCAGCGCUGCUGCUGCUAGCCAAGUUAACCCAAACACUUACAACUCCGUGUUCUGCUAUUGGUACGCGACCGAUUGCUAGUUAACAUUUAGGUCAGCGCACGAAGCUGAAAGGGUCCGAUCGCCCGUGGUCGGCAGACUUUGAUUGAUCGGAGCGCUUAUAAGCCAUGGCAGCAGAGCAGGAAGCGAUGGAGGUUGAUCUAACUAAGGAGGGCGGCGAGACGGAGGAGCAGCAGCCGGCUGUGCCUCUCAGCCUGAACCUGCUGAGCACCAUCAAGACAGCGCAAGCGCAAAACGGUUUGAGGCACGGAGAUUACAUGCGCUACAGGAAACACUGCGCGUCCAAGCUGCAGUCGCUCUAUAAGGUGCUCAAAAUGCAGCACGGUCGCACCAAGUAUGUGAAGCGCAAGCUGGACGUUCCGAACGUCACGGACGUCAGGCACCUUCAGGUGCCGCUGUUUAGCGCCGAGCGCGCCUGGUCGCAGGCAAUGGAGCUGAAGAAGGAGGCGGAGGUGCGCGGCAGCGCCGGCGCCGCCGACCCGCGCAAGCGCCAGCACCUCAUCCGCCGCUUGUCCAAGGCGGUGCUGUGGGCAACGGAGCUGGCUCGCUUCGCCGCCGAGCGCGCCGACACGCGCGGCGCCCUGGAGGCGGAGGCCUACUGCAGCUGGAUGGCGGGGCAGCUGAUGCUGGAGCGCGAGAGCGACUGGGAGGCGGCGCUCGCAAAGUUCAGCAGGGCCAAGAAGCUGUGGCAGGAGCUGGCCAAGGCCUGCCCGGACCUGGAGGGACAGAGCCUGUGCCUGGCGCAGGUUGAGGAGAUGGAGCCCAACAUCCGCUACUGCAACUAUCGCAUCAGCCGGGCCGGCGGCGCCGUGCCCGCCGACCCCGCCGAGCUGAUGGCGCUGGGCGGCGGCGGCGACACGGGCGCACUGCCGGGGCUAGACCUGCUUCAGUCCAAGCUGGCGGCUCUGGCUCAGGAGGCGCAGGUGGCGCAGGCCGCCGCCACCUCCUACUUCGAGUGGAUGGGCGCACGCCACCCGGUCCGCAACGAGCGCGUGAAGCUGGCGCUGCACCAGGCCGGGGAGUUCGGCACCCAGGCCGACCAGGCCGCCGCGGAGCAGGCCGCCGCGGCUACAGCCUCGGCCUCCGGUGCUGCUACAGCCAUGGACACGGGUGCGGGCGACGCGCUGGACGCCCGGCUGGCGCUGUAUGACAAGGCCAUCAACGCGCUGGCGGAGGCCAAGAGCCACGUGCGCAACGCGGUCAAGGGGCUGGCGGGCCCGGACGCGGAGGCGCACUUCAAGGAGCUGGAGGCGCUGGAGGUGGCGGUGGAGGGCGCGCGGCUGCAGCGCACGGUGGAGCGCGCGCAGGCGCACCUGGAGCACACGCGCGCGCGGUUCGCCGCGGGGCUGCAGCGCCUGGCGCUGGGCAAGAAGAUCAAGGACAAGGAGCGGCACGCGCGGCCCGAGGAGGUGGUUCGUGUGCUGGACCUGCUGGGUCGCCACCUGGAGGACCUGGCCGACCUGGGCGCGCGACUGGGCGGCAGGGCGGGGGAGGCGCUGCACGAGGCGGCGGCGGCCAGGGCGACUGCGGCGCGUGCCAUGCGCGUGUAUCAUGUGGCGCACGCCCUGCUGGCCGCCGCGCCCGCCGCCGGCUCCGACGCCGCCGCCGCCGCCCCCUCCUCCUCGGGUCCCAGCAAGGCCCUGGAGUCGUACGCGCUGUUCUCUCGGGCGCAGCAGCGGGCGGCGGAGGCGGCGGAGUCGCUGAAAGGCCUCGCCGGCGGCGACGCGGCGGCGGGCGUGCUGCUGAAGGGCCGCGAGGCGCUGCUAGCGGAGCUGGCGGAACUGGGGCGCCAGGCGGCGGCAUACAAGGCGGUGGCUCAGGCGGAGCUCGCGGCAGCUGACCUGAAGGCGCGCGAGGAGGUGGCGAGCGGCGUGGGCGGCAUGUCGCUCACAGCCGAGCAGCAGCAACAACAGCAGCAGCAGCAACAGCAGUACUUGCUCGACAACCUAGACAAGUGGGAGUCCUUUGCCGGCGGCGCCGCCGCCACGGCGGCGGCUGGCGCCGCCAAGGCGCCGCCGCGGCUGUACAACGCGCCGUACGAGUACGGCGCCAUUGCCGUACGGCCGAUCAUGCUUGACACGGCCAGCAACUGCCUGGCCUACCCCAGCCUGGAGCACCGGCUGCGCAAGCCGGAGAAGAAGAGCGUGCUGUCGUCUCUGUUCAGCUGGCGGCGGUGAGGAGCAGGAGGAGCAGGAGGCGGAGGAGGCGGCGGUGAGGAGGAGGAGCAGGAGCGUGCUGGUUGGGAGGAAGGUCGUGGUGGGGAGGAGAGGAGAAUGUUGGGGCGUGGUUGCGGGGUGGUUUCCAACGGCGUGGCUGUGGUGUUGCGCCGGUGGGUAGGUUGAUGUGGGCGGGUGGUGCGCGGGUAUGCGCGGCGAGUGGUGGUGGCGGCGUGGGGCAUGGCUAGCAAGCACCAGGUUUGCAGGCGGUGACGGGGGGCAGCUUAGCUGCCAGGGAGGCUGUUGGAAUGACUCGGGUGAAUGUGUGCAGGCGUGAUGCGCAGGAGUCGGUCCAAUAAGGCUGAGCAAGCCAGCACUCCGCAGAGCGUGACACCUGUUAACGAGGUUGCCUGCUGCGGGUUCUUCAUCGUGACGUGUCCGCCUCGCUGCGUUCCCGUGUGCUGAGACGGCAGUCGGCCACUCGGCCUGAACGUAGCGCAAUCAGCUUGACCAUCUCUAAUGUCAGGGCGCGAGUUCCUCUGAUGCACAUGCCCGCAGUCGCCAGAACUCAGUUGGGGCUCCUGGAUGUAAUGGGGCUCCUGG